Molecule: messenger RNA, 459 nt
Organism: Babjeviella inositovora NRRL Y-12698
Lineage: Eukaryota; Fungi; Ascomycota; Pichiomycetes; Serinales
Product: cytidine deaminase
Exons: 5
Coding region: 1-459 (152 amino acids)
Cellular component (GO): cytosol
Molecular function (GO): zinc ion binding; cytidine deaminase activity
Source: RefSeq, a predicted model, not a curated record
AUGCCACUUGAACUCAAGGUCCCGGUCCAUACCGACCACAAUGAAUUAUCCGAGUCCAGCUUUGACGCAUUGAAACAGCAAUCGCUUGACGCGAGAAACCUCUCUUACUCCCCCUAUUCCAACUUCAGGGUCGGUGCGUGUUUGCUCACAGAAUCUGGACAGUAUAUCCAGGGCGCUAAUGUCGAAAAUGCAAGCUACGGUGCGACUAUCUGUGCCGAGCGCAGUGCAAUCACUCGCGCUAUCAUGAUGGGACACCGUAAGUUCAAAGCCUUGGCUAUUUCUACUGACUUGACGACUGUCGCUUCCCCGUGUGGUAUUUGCCGCCAGUUCAUUCGUGAGUUUGGCCCCGAGUUACCAAUAUACAUGGUGACGGAUGGCGGUGAGUGGGUAAAGAUGUACCUAAACGAGCUCUUACCAUUAAGCUUUGGUCCUGAGGAUUUGGGGAAGCAUACAGGGUGA